Molecule: messenger RNA, 330 nt
Organism: Guillardia theta CCMP2712
Lineage: Eukaryota; Cryptophyceae; Pyrenomonadales; Geminigeraceae
Exons: 1
Coding region: 1-330 (109 amino acids)
Source: RefSeq, a predicted model, not a curated record
AUGAACAUGGGUACAAGGCGCCCUGGACUGCGAAGUGAAUCUGAAUCUAUCGUCCUGGACCAAGAUUCUAAGGUAAAGGCAAUUUUGCAGGAAGUCCGACCUCUCAUCAUCAUUGGAGACGUGCCUUGCUUCAAAGCAAAGCUACUUGAAGAGAUGUCAGAGGAUUACGUGCAGCCUUUGCAACAAGCCCUGGAGAGAAUCAGACUGAGGGGGUUCUUGGCAAGAGAAUACUGUGCGCGCAUGGACGACAUUCUGCAGCGAAUCGUUCAAGCUCGGCGAAUGGAGCUCAACGGACAGACGGGAAAUUCAAAGGCUGUGGAUAUUUCAUGA